Molecule: messenger RNA, 943 nt
Organism: Eublepharis macularius
Lineage: Eukaryota; Metazoa; Chordata; Lepidosauria; Squamata; Eublepharidae
Product: mucin-2-like
Exons: 1
Source: RefSeq, a predicted model, not a curated record
UACGUCUGCUGUCCCCACCACUUCCACGACUACUUCUACUGUGCCCACUGCUUCCACGACUACUUCUCCAGUUCCCAUCAUCUCCACGAGUACAUCUACAGUCCCCACCACUUGCACAACUACCUCUACAGUCCCCACCACUUCCACAACUACGUCUGCAGUCCCCACCACUUUCUCGACUACUUCCCCCGUUUCGACCAUCUCGACAACUACUUCUGCAGUCCCUACCUCUUCCAUGACUACGUCAGCUGUUUCCACCACUUCCACGACUACUUCUCCAGUUCCCAUCAUCUCCAUGAGUACAUCUACAGUCCCCACCACUUCCACAACUACGUCUGCUGACUCCACCACCUCGACGACUAAAUCUGCAGUCCCCAACACUUCAAUGACUACUUCUCCAAUUCCCAUCAUCUCCACAACUACGUCUGAUGUCCCCACCACUUCCACAACUACUUCUCCGGUUCCCAUCAUCUCCAUGAGUACAUCUACAGUCCCCACCACUUCCACAACUACGUCUGCUGUCUCCACCACCUCGACGACUAAAUCUGCAGUCCCCAACACUUCAGUGACUACUUCUCCAAUUCCCAUCAUCUCCACAACUACGUCUGCGGUCCCCAACACUUCCACGACUACUUCCCCCGUUCUGAUCAUCUCGACAACUACUUCUGCAGUCCCUACAACUUCCACGACUACGUCUGCUGUUCCCACCACCUCCACGACUAUUGCUCCAGUUACCAUCAUCUCAACGACUGCUUCUGCAGUCCCUAGCACUUCCAAGACUACUUCUCCAAUUCCCAUCAUCUCCACAACUACGUCUGCUGUCCCCACCACUUCCUUGACUACUUCUCCAGUUCCCAUCAUCUCCACAACUACGUCUGCUGUCCCCACCACAUCCACAACUACGUCUGCGGUCCCCAACACUUCCACGAGUACAUCUACAGAA